Molecule: messenger RNA, 1638 nt
Organism: Rhodotorula graminis WP1
Lineage: Eukaryota; Fungi; Basidiomycota; Microbotryomycetes; Sporidiobolales; Sporidiobolaceae
Exons: 4
Coding region: 1-1638 (545 amino acids)
Molecular function (GO): lipid binding
Source: RefSeq, a predicted model, not a curated record
AUGGCGACCUCGACGCAGGUUGCACAGCUGCAGGACACGCAGAAGAGCGUCCUGUCGCUCCUCCUGUCGCUCUCGCCCCUCUACUUCCUCGUCACGGCACGGUCCAAGCUCGGGCUUGACGGCCUCCACGUCGGCCUCUUGCAGGUCCUCCUCCUCCUCGUCCUGCGAGCGGGGCUCGACCUCAUCCCGUCGGGCCUCAAGCGCAAGUCGGCUCCCGCUCCCUCGCCAGCACCCGCACCCGCACCCGUCGGCGACGUCGACGCUCCAUCACCCGCACCCGCCGUCCUCGCCGAGCGCGCGCAGAAGCACGGCCGCGUCGAGGGCAAAGUCAAGGAGCGCACCAGGCGGCGGCGGAUCAAGGCGGCGCCCGCACCAGCUCCUCCUCCGCUCUUCGCCGCCGACAAGCUCGACGAGACUGUCGCCAACUUCCUCCACAUCACGGCCCCGGCCUUCCUGUCGCACAUCGCGGCGACCCCGACCACCUCGAUCCCGUCGGCGCCUCUGUCCGAGUGGAAGUCGACGUUCAAGGGCGACAACGUCGAGGUCCUGCAGCACCCCAAGCUCGCGUCGCUCUUUGGCAUCUGCGCCACGUUCCCCGACGUCCCGAUCCGCCAGCUGUUCCAGGUCCUGCAAGACGUCGGGAGCCGCUCGGCCUGGGACAGCAUGUCCGAGGGCGCCGACGAGAUCGAGCGGUUCGAGGUCGAGGGCAGGAAGGGCAACUGCCUCCACAUGCGCAUGAAGGGCAUGGCGAUGGUUAAGGCCAAGGACCUCGUUCUUCUCUCGGUCGCGUCCAAGCUCCCGACCGCCGACGACGAGCCCGCACCGGGCAAGCCCGUCGCCGACAAGGUCCAGAUCUUCGCCGCGACGACCUCUGUCGACCACGAGCGCGUCCCGGCGACGCCGGCGUACAACCGCAUGCAGUUGAGCGUGUCUGGGUUCCUCAUCGAGGAGGUCGGCGCAGGCGGCAGCAAGAUUGUCCAGAUCACCGACUUGUCCGGGCUCGGGUCGUGGAUCCCGGGCGCCGUCCUCCGCACCAUCACGCAGACCAUGCUGCCCAAGUCGCUCGUCAAGCUCGGCGCGACGGCGGCGGCCACGACCAACUUGACUGCCGACUUUCCUCCUCCGACGCUCGGCGUCUACGCCCCUUCUCCGGCCGCCGCCAACGCCGCCGACGACGACGGCGACGCCUCGUCGGACUACGCCUCGGACAGCGACGCCUCGUCGACGUCGUCGAACUCGCGCACGGACCCCACCUCCCCGUCCGACCUCGUCCCUUCCACGGCUUCUGGCCCUUCCUCUUCCUCCCUCUCGUCGCCUGCCUCAGCACGAGACGUCAACUUCCUUCUCGUUCAGCUGCGGAACAUCACGUCGCGCCUCGCCGCCCUCGAGACGCUCGUCGCCUCGCCCCAGGGGCCCUCGAGCGGUAGGCCAUGGUACGCGCUCGGGCUCGGCUCGGGCACUCGCGGCGCAGGGUCGUCGCAGCGCAAGAUCACGGGCGGCGCGGGCGCAGGGGCGGGCGAGACGAGCACGGCGCUCCUUGGGCCCGGAACGCUCGGCGCGCUCGCUACCGUGGGGAGUGCGGCGGCGGCAGCGGUGGCAGUCGCGGCGGUCGCGGCGUGGGGCAAGCGGAGGAGGUAG